UCACUGGUUUGAUGGGCGGGUGUGACUGGGAGUUCUCCAGGACUGUCAUGGUUCUCUCAUAGCUAUCUCCAGAGUUGGGGUUUCCUUGAGAUUUCUGUUUUUCAGUUUGGAGUCUGUCUCUGAGAUGGAUCUCUGUGGGGUCUUUCUCAGGACUGAGUUUCCGUUUUGUUAUUUGUUUGGGGGUUUCUGGUUUUCCGGGUCUGAAGUUGCUCUUUUAGAGGUCUUUCAAACUCUAUGAGUUUGGGGUCUCCUUAGUUUUCCAUCUCUGGGCUAAUUUCUGUGUCAGAGUUAUCAGUCUCUGAGUCUGCAGUUUCUUGUCUCUGAUAUAAAUCUGGGGUCUUUGAGCUCCCUCUGGGUGAGUUCUUUAAGACCUAAUUCUGGGUCUGGGUUCUUUGCCAAUCUGGGGUCUCAGAUCUUUUUCUUUGAGUCCUGGUCUCAGGUCUUGGUUCUUGACAUCACCGUCUCAGAGUCUAUAGUCUGAGAUUUCUGUGGCUGUGGAAGAACCUUUUUGAGGUUGGACUCUCAGGUUUUGAUCUUUGAUCUCUCUAGGGAGUCCAGAGGGUCUUUUCUAAAAUCAGGGGUCUCUUUUCUUCUAGAUUACGGGUCUGUGCCUCAGAUUAACCCUCUACCCUCUGCCCAAGGGGAGCCGAGGUCUUAGAUCCCGCCCCUCUCAGUGUGAGUUAUCUUUGUUUUGUGGGUCUGGGGUCUCUCAGACUCAGGGUUUGGGGUCUGCAUCUUCGGAACAGCUCUCCCUGUCUGGAGUGGUUUCUAUUGAGGGGUCUCUUUCUCCAGGGCUCCCUCAGUAGAGGUGGGGGCUGCAGAGUUUCUCCCUCCUCCUCCUCCUCUCUCCUCUCUCGCUCGCUCCCCCGCCCCCCUCUCUCUCUCCCUCUCCGCUGUCGCUGCUGCCGUUGGCUCCCAUUCUCCUCCUCCUCCUCCUCUCUCCUCCUCUCUGCUCCUCUCUGCUCCUCUCUCCUCCUCUCUCCUCCUCCUCCUCCACCUCCUCCUCCUUCUCCCCCUCUCUCCCCCUCUUUCUCUCUUCUCUUUCUCCCCCGUCUCCCCCCCGCCCCCUCCCACUCAGGCCUGAUGAGCAGGUCUCGCGCCUCCAUCCAUCGGGGGAGCAUCCCCGCGAUGUCCUAUGCCCCCUUCAGAGAUGUACGGGGACCCCCUAUGCACCGAACCCAAUACGUUCAUUCCCCGUAUGAUCGUCCUGGUUGGAACCCUCGGUUCUGCAUCAUCUCGGGGAACCAGCUGCUCAUGCUGGAUGAGGAUGAGAUACACCCCCUUCUGAUCCGGGACCGGAGGAGCGAGUCCAGUCGCAACAAACUCCUGAGACGCACAGUCUCCGUGCCGGUGGAGGGGCGGCCCCACGGCGAGCAUGAAUACCACUUGGGUCGCUCGAGGAGGAAGAGCGUCCCAGGGGGAAAGCAGUACAGCAUGGAGGCCGCCCCCGCUGCACCCUUCCGGCCCUCGCAAGGCUUCCUGAGCCGCCGGCUAAAAAGCUCCAUCAAACGGACCAAGUCACAACCCAAACUUGACCGGACCAGCAGCUUUCGCCAGAUCCUGCCUCGCUUCCGAAGUGCUGACCAUGACCGGGCCCGGCUGAUGCAGAGUUUUAAGGAGUCGCACUCCCAUGAGUCCUUGCUGAGUCCUAGCAGUGCGGCUGAGGCCCUGGAACUCAACUUGGAUGAGGAUUCCAUUAUCAAGCCAGUGCACAGCUCCAUCUUGGGCCAGGAGUUCUGUUUUGAGGUAACAACAUCAUCAGGAACAAAAUGUUUUGCCUGUCGGUCUGCGGCCGAAAGGGACAAAUGGAUCGAGAAUCUGCAGAGGGCAGUAAAACCCAACAAGGACAACAGCCGCCGGGUAGACAACGUGCUAAAGCUGUGGAUCAUAGAGGCCCGGGAGCUGCCCCCCAAGAAGCGGUACUACUGUGAGCUCUGCCUGGAUGACAUGCUGUAUGCACGCACCACCUCCAAGCCCCGCUCGGCCUCGGGGGACACCGUCUUCUGGGGGGAACACUUCGAGUUUAACAACCUGCCGGCUGUCCGUGCCCUGCGGCUGCAUCUGUACCGUGACUCGGACAAAAAGCGCAAGAAGGACAAGGCAGGCUAUGUUGGCCUGGUGACUGUGCCUGUGGCCACCCUGGCUGGGCGCCACUUCACGGAGCAGUGGUACCCUGUAACCCUGCCAACUGGCAGUGGGGGCUCUGGGGGUAUGGGGGGCUCAGGAGGAGGAGGGGGGUCGGGGGGAGGCUCAGGGGGCAAGGGCAAAGGAGGUUGCCCAGCUGUGCGACUGAAAGCACGUUACCAGACAAUGAGCAUCCUGCCCAUGGAGCUAUAUAAGGAAUUUGCGGAAUAUGUCACCAACCAUUAUCGGAUGCUGUGUGCAGUGCUGGAGCCUGCCCUGAAUGUCAAGGGCAAGGAGGAGGUUGCCAGUGCCCUGGUUCACAUCCUGCAGAGCACGGGCAAGGCCAAGGACUUCCUUUCAGACAUGGCCAUGUCUGAGGUGGACCGGUUCAUGGAGCGGGAGCACCUCAUAUUCCGCGAGAACACGCUCGCCACUAAAGCCAUAGAAGAGUACAUGAGACUGAUUGGUCAGAAAUACCUCAAGGAUGCCAUUGGGGAGUUCAUCCGUGCUCUGUAUGAGUCCGAGGAAAACUGUGAGGUGGACCCCAUCAAGUGCACAGCGUCCAGUCUGGCAGAGCACCAGGCCAACCUGCGAAUGUGCUGUGAGUUGGCCCUGUGCAAAGUGGUCAACUCCCAUUGCGUGUUCCCGAGGGAGCUGAAAGAGGUGUUUGCAUCUUGGAGACUGCGCUGCGCAGAGCGGGGCCGGGAGGACAUUGCUGACAGGCUGAUCAGCGCCUCACUCUUCCUGCGUUUCCUCUGCCCAGCCAUUAUGUCGCCCAGUCUUUUUGGGCUCAUGCAGGAAUACCCAGAUGAGCAGACCUCACGAACUCUGACACUCAUCGCCAAGGUCAUCCAGAAUCUGGCCAACUUUUCCAAGUUUACCUCAAAGGAGGACUUUCUGGGAUUCAUGAAUGAGUUUCUGGAGCUGGAGUGGGGUUCCAUGCAGCAGUUCCUGUAUGAGAUCUCCAACCUGGACACGCUGACCAACAGCAGCAGCUUUGAGGGUUACAUCGACUUGGGCCGAGAGCUGUCCACACUGCAUGCCCUGCUCUGGGAGGUGCUGCCUCAGCUCAGCAAGGAAGCCCUCCUGAAGCUGGGCCCACUGCCCCGGCUCCUCAACGACAUCAGCACGGCUCUGAGGAACCCCAACAUCCAAAGGCAGCCGAGCCGCCAGAGCGAGCGGCCCCGGCCUCAGCCUGUGGUGCUGCGGGGGCCAUCGGCCGAGAUGCAGGGCUACAUGAUGCGGGACCUCAACAGCUCUAUGGAUAUGGCUCGCCUCCCUUCCCCAACCAAGGACAAGCCACCCCCACCGCCACCUGGCGGGGGUAAAGACCUGUUCUACGUGAGCCGCCCACCCUUGGCCCGUUCCUCACCAGCAUACUGCACAAGCAGCUCGGACAUCACAGAGCCGGAACAGAAGAUGCUGAGUGUCAACAAGAGCGUGUCCAUGCUGGACCUGCAGGGCGACGGGCCCGGUGGCCGCCUCAACAGCAGCAGUGUUUCCAACCUGGCAGCUGUCGGGGACCUGCUGCACUCGAGCCAGGCCUCACUGACAGCAGCCUUGGGGCUGCGGCCUGCACCCGCUGGACGCCUCUCCCAGGGGAGUGGCUCGUCCAUCACGGCAGCUGGCAUGCGCCUCAGCCAGAUGGGCGUCACCACGGAUGGUGUCCCUGCCCAGCAACUGCGCAUCCCCCUCUCCUUCCAGAACCCUCUCUUCCACAUGGCUGCCGAUGGGCCAGGUCCCCCAGGGGGCCAUGGAGGAGGUGGUGGCCACGGCCCACCCUCCUCCCAUCACCACCAUCACCACCAUCACCACCACCGAGGUGGAGAGCCCCCUGGGGACACCUUCGCCCCAUUCCAUGGCUAUAGCAAGAGUGAGGACCUCUCCUCAGGGGUCCCUAAGCCCCCUGCUGCCUCCAUCCUUCACAGCCACAGCUACAGCGACGAGUUUGGACCCUCUGGCACUGACUUCACCCGUCGGCAGCUCUCACUCCAGGACAACCUGCAGCACAUGCUGUCCCCUCCCCAGAUCACCAUUGGUCCCCAAAGGCCAGCUCCCUCAGGGCCUGGAGGUGGGAGCGGUGGUGGGGGCAGCAGCGGGGGUGGCGGGGGCCAGCCGCCUCCCUUGCAGAGGGGCAAGUCUCAGCAGUUGACAGUCAGCGCUGCCCAGAAACCCCGGCCAUCCAGUGGGAAUCUAUUGCAGUCACCAGAGCCAAGCUAUGGCCCCACCCGUCCACGGCAACAGAGCCUCAGCAAGGAGGGCAGCAUUGGGGGCAGCGGGGGCAGCGGUGGCGGAGGAGGGGGUGGGGGGCUCAAGCCCUCCAUCACCAAGCAGCAUUCUCAGACACCAUCCACAUUGAACCCCACAAUGCCAGCCUCUGAACGGACAGUGGCCUGGGUCUCCAAUAUGCCUCACCUGUCGGCUGACAUCGAGAGUGCCCACAUUGAGCGGGAAGAGUACAAACUCAAGGAGUACUCUAAAUCAAUGGACGAGAGCCGGCUGGACAGGGAGUACGAGGAAGAGAUCCACUCACUGAAGGAACGGCUGCACAUGUCCAACCGGAAGCUGGAAGAGUAUGAGCGGAGGCUGCUGUCCCAGGAAGAGCAGACCAGCAAAAUCCUGAUGCAGUAUCAGGCCCGACUGGAGCAGAGUGAGAAGAGGCUGAGGCAGCAGCAGGUGGAGAAGGACUCGCAGAUCAAGAGCAUCAUUGGCAGGCUGAUGCUGGUGGAGGAGGAGCUGCGCCGGGACCACCCCACCAUGGCUGAGCCACUGCCUGAACCCAAGAAGAGGCUGCUCGACGCUCAGGUGGAAAUUACAAUGUCAUUUAUCUUCUCCGUGUCCCAUCCCCAUCCAUCCCACUGUCCUUUGUGCACUCACUGCACCGACCACCCAGCCCCAUUGCCACCUGUCUCUCCUGUUGUCCUCCAUUAGUCUGCUGGCUGCUCCCAGCAACCCCCCAGUGACCCCAUCUUCAUCCCAUCGUCUGCGCCUUUGUCACUCCUGGCAGUGUCAGCCACACCCUUUCUGCCUUCCCACCCUGUCUUCCCCACACCUUUCUGCAUCUCCUCAGUACCUUCUACUAGAUUCCCCACUCUUGGAGCCCCCAUACCACCAUGCAGUGCCUUGAACCCCAAGGAGUGCAGCUUCCUCUGAGCUCUCGGACCAGAGGGGCUAGAAGCUGCAGUUUGCUAGACUAGAGCACAGGGUAAUAUGAGCUGUGGUUUCCCCAGGCUCUGGAAGGUGCCCUGGGGACUUGGGGUCCCCUUUGCCACUGUUCUCUUGGCUCCCCAAUUUUCCUGACCCUUGGCAGCUCCUAUAUAGCUUCCUCCAUCUGACUCUUUAGAUCUUGCCUCCAAGGUCAGCUAUUUCUUCACUGUUUAAGUAUGGCCUUCCUACCCCUCAGGACUGCACACCUGACUAGCUUUCCAGCUCUCACUGCACUCCCUGUCCUCACCAGUCAGCUUUCAGGGCUUUCCUUGCAAUGCUACCCCUUGCUUUCCCAAAAUUCUGCUCACUUUCCCACCCAUGCUCCUCCUUCCUCUGCUCUGACCGCCAGGCUGCCCCCAAGCAUCACCGCCGAGGUUCCUGACCCCAUGACCCCACUCUCUCCCCCUGCAGCUCCUCAUCAGGUAAUUCUCCUGGUUCCGCUUUGACCACGGGCGGAGGACACAGGGGGAGGUGACUCCGGACCACUGCAGGUUGGUCGUGAAGCCCACUCCCCUCCGACCCUCCGGAGCCUCUCCUCUCUCACCACUGCCCUCCACACCCAGAGAACCUCCACAGACCCUACUCUCCUGACACCUUUGCACAGAUCUAUCUCCCAAGGCACCACCCAAAGAGAGUGCUUCCUGUUGCCUUCCAGAACUGUUCCGAAAUACCUUACCAAUACGCAGAAGCAUUUUAUCCUAGGCUCAGCACAGUCACAGACCACACCCCUAAACACUCCAUCCUACAAAGCCACCUCCCACAGCCUCCUCCUGACUCUAAACUCUCCUCUUCCUCGACCUCUCCAGUGUACGUCUGUCACCCCCCAUUUCACCAGAGCGUCCUUGGGGGUUGUGGCGUUGGAGGUGGGGUGGAGGUGAUGAUGGGUUGGGGAACCCUGGCUAUAGGGGCUGUGCCGACUGCAGCAGGUAGGUUGGGGUUUCCUCUUCCUUCCCUAACCUUGGUUAUCUACCCCUUCUUUCUGCCCCUCACCUACUUCUCUCUCUUCUUCCUUCCCUACAACUCUGAGGUAGAAGGCAUCUGGGGCACCUAUUAGCCCUCAUUGGGCAGGAGUUAGGAAUGGGUGGUUAACUCAGGGAGACUUUGGAGGGCCCUGGAAAUAAUGCUGUUCAGAUGUCCUGAUGGUAGAACAAGGAGAACCUAAUGGGUGGAAGGAGAAUGGGCAAGAAAGGAACCUUGGACAGAUGUUAGGAUGUGGGCUUGCCCGUGAGGACUUGACCGUGUGGCGUGGGAGUUGGCUGUGGGGUGAGACGUCUUCUUUCUAUGAUAAGAUCAUGGGCUUAGUAGCCAUGUUGAUUCCCAGGCAGAGAUGCCAGGAACAGCGUGUUAAAUAACCUCUCUAUUCUCCUCAGAACUCACAGCCCCAAGGGGUUGCUAAUGCUACUCACUCCUCCUCUCCUGCCACCCAGUGGCCUUGCCGGACACAUAUUCCUACCUAAAAAGCCUGUAAAUGGGAACCUGUUAGGGACUGACAUCAUUUCCAAGAUGCUUUAUUUUCUGUGGGAUUGAUCUGCAGUGGGCAGUGUGGCUCCUCACACUGUAAUUUUAACUCUCUGCCUGCCCAGCCUUUCUGUCAGAGUAGUUAGUGAUCUGUCAACAGAUGCUAAAAGGCACCAGGGGACCUCACCAUUUAAAGGACUCCUGCAGUGAAUUCUUUUGUAAAAUGAAUAAUGGCACCCUAAUUUAUCUACUUUCUAAAUUUGGGUCCACGGGGGUGUAGGGGGCAUGCCUAAGUGCUGUCGCCAGCAGAUGAGCAGAGAGAAGGGAAUCUGAGGUUUCCUUCCUUGCUCUCCCGCCAUCUCAGGAUACCCUAGCAUACGUAAUUUCCUCUCGCUGACUUGGAGAAAGUGUGUGAUACACCCAGCCAGCUAAGAGGGCAGCUUUGCUCAAGGCUGGGGUUUUGGUGACUGAGAGUUGAGCUCUUUGAUCCUGGGAUGGAAGGGAGAGCUGCUCAUCUGGGAGCCUUUACUUGGAAUGUUUUUGUAUUCUUGGAGGAUAUGGUCAGGCAUAGCUACUUUGCCAGGCCUAAAUGCCCUGUGGCCCUGGAAACAAUUUGGACAUUUGUUUGAAACCACUUCUGGGUAUCAGUCCCUGUGUGACUUGGCUAUUAAAAAAUUAAAAAAAAAAAAAAUUUCUAUUGUGCUUUAGAUGAAAGUAUUAAAAUUAAUUUUGACUCUGUAUUUUAAAAAACCCGAGUGAGUGACCCAGAAGUACAGAUGGCUUUCCUUCUCUCUCUCAGCUGAGGGUAGGAAGCAAGAAUUGGUCCAGGAUUAGUAGGAGGAGAUGAGAAUAGGACCAGAGGUGGGAGUGAGUAGGGUCUGGUACCUCUCACUCUCUAGCUGGGAUCCCAGGGAGAGGGAUUAAAAAGAAGAUGGGGGUGGAAAGGAAUGGAGCCAGUUUCUGCUUCCUGGGGAUGCAGAGAUUGGGGCAUGCUGUGUCUCUGCAGAAGCUUCUAGUCGUUUUUUGCCAGAAGUGUGAGAGAGGCAAUCCCUCCCACAUUUUUCCCUUUCCAAAUCACUUCCCUGAAUCCCCUUCCUUUCCCCCCAGUACAGUUAAACCUCUCUAAUUUGGAAUGUUAUAUUUGAGAAGAUGGCCACUCUGAAUAAGUGACAAAACUGAAUGACAGUGUCUAUUUAAUGAAAUGCAUGUCUUCAAAAUACAUACAGUAAGUAGAACUUGAUGAACAAGGCUUUUUCCACUCGAGGCCCUCAGGGAGCAUGCGUUAAUGAAUAGAUAGGAUUGAAAAGUCUGUUUUCUGGUAUAGGUUAAAUAUUCCCUCCUACAGAUGCAUUUCCACCAUUAAUUUGCUUAGCACACCCUUUCUUCAGAGAUAAAGGAAAACUCAAGCCCAGUUUCUGUUCAGAUUAUGACAAAAAUUCCAAAUCCAUGGGGGUUUGGAUUAAUGAGGUUUUGCUGUACUGCCUCCCCUUGUUCCCUCAACACAAAAUUCCUACCUCGGGUUGCGGGGUGGGCUGGGAGGCGGGUCCC
This is a messenger RNA of Loxodonta africana (African savanna elephant), 8337 nucleotides long. It is a transcript of the gene SYNGAP1, whose product is annotated as synaptic Ras GTPase activating protein 1. NCBI's taxonomy places the organism in Eukaryota, Metazoa, Chordata, Mammalia, Proboscidea, Elephantidae. Gene Ontology annotation, biological process: negative regulation of Ras protein signal transduction; regulation of GTPase activity. The transcript has 17 exons. The record is from RefSeq and is a predicted model, not a curated record. The coding region runs from base 1084 to 5055 and encodes 1323 amino acids.